This is a messenger RNA of Colletotrichum orchidophilum, 1785 nucleotides long. RefSeq lists its product as uncharacterized. The transcript has 4 exons. The coding region runs from base 1 to 1785 and encodes 594 amino acids. NCBI's taxonomy places the organism in Eukaryota, Fungi, Ascomycota, Sordariomycetes, Glomerellales, Glomerellaceae. The record is from RefSeq and is a predicted model, not a curated record.
AUGAGUCAGAACUAUGAGGACGCGACGACUUCAGUGCCGCCGCCUAUACCAUCGCCAAAAGCAGCACCCCAGAAAGCAACUCGAUUAUACCCUGUGCUGUCGCUCCUCUCAGUAAUACUACUAUUUUUCUCGGCAGGGGCUGGCAUAGCCUUGUCAGCGGUGGUUUUAUUCCAGAAUCUCGAGUCAACAGAGGUUCUCGAUCCUCUUAGCCGAGCUGUUUUCUUCGUUGCUUCCUGCAUGAGCCUUGUCUACGUGUUUACACAUCUCGUCGCCGCUCGAACAACUUACAUCGAGAACUAUGGAUCUCCAACUAUAUACGGAAAAUAUGUUGCUGGGUUUGCCUUUUUGUUGGCUCGGCUAGGUCUUCCUGUUUGGGUGGCAGCGAUUACUUUGUCCAUAUUUGUGGCUGUCAAUAUUGGAUUAGAUCUUUCCAAAGGGGUUCAAGACAAUCUCCCAUGGCUUAAUGUUAUAAUCAGCAUAUCUUCUUUAUUUUCUCUUGCAGCAGUGCUUGCAGUUAUUGAGAUGGCCGAUCGCCCAUUUGCAACUCUAGGACUUUCUCAAACUUGGUUUAUCCUAGGAGAGGAACCAUUGGCUUGCCCUAGUGAUGGCGAUCUCGAGCCUGGGGUUGUCAAUAUGACGCUGACUCCACACGAGAAGCGAGAGACAGGCGUUGAAAAGAACAGUACACCAAGGAAACCAGAAAAGCAAAAACUCAGGACUCUGACGAAAAGAAAUCCUCAUGACACCGAGCACAAAUCUCUACGUCAUGCCAGAAGUAUGUCCAUGCCGACGCCAUUGAACACUGUCUUCGGCAAUCGCCCUGGUGGCAUUACACCCAACUCUCCAUUUCUCAUCAGUGAAUUCGCAUGGAAGCCACCGACGAGGGAUGGCGCGACACCAAAAACAAGCGGAGCAGUGACAGUCGGCGAUUGGGUUACGUGGCGUGAACAUGCCAGUAUGCAACAAGGAGGAUCCGAUAUAUCUACUAAUGCCUCGGCACGUCCUGACGAAAUUAUCUUGCCAUCAAUGCCUCCCCAUAUUGAGUACUCUUCGCUUAGUCAGGCUCUUCUCGUAGAACAAGGGAGAUCCUCUCGACAUGGUCUAGGGAAUAUUUCAGAUGAUCAUCCUACACUUCCGCACAUUGCAACCCUCGCAACUAGACCGGGUGGAAUUGCAAGCAGCAUCCGGCCCGACAGCAAUGUGUUGCCAAACGAGGGGCGGCGGCGGCGGAGAACUUCAAGCAUCAGUUCUUACGAGGGCCGACGUCUUACACACAGGACAGAGGGUCGAGUUACAUCUCAGCAUAGUUCGCGACCAGGCACACGCCCGUCGAGCCAUCAUCCGUCGGUAGCAACCCCUUGUCCGCGCCCUGCGAGCCCAGCAUUGACAAUUCGAUCUGUCAAAUCCGACGUGCACAACUUUUCCAGGCCUCGUACCUCGGCAGCUGCUAGAAUGCAGUCUAAAGUUGCUAAGCGUCUGCGUGCGUUCAAGCAGCAAGAGAUUGAAAGCGCUAGGCAGCCUCAAGCAGAAGAGCAGAUACCCACUUCUCCCGUCACUCCGGUAUCUCCCGCCACUCCAAGAACAGUCAGAGCAGCAGCAGUGAAGACGCUUCAAGACAGACUCGGUAAAAGGAACCAGAAGAGGCAAUUGGAGGAAAAACCGCGUCCCGCAACUCCAGAGACACCUCGAACGGCUAGGGCCACGGCUGUCAAAAAUCUACAAGAAAGGCUAGGAAAAAGAAUGAUGCGGCGGAUUGAGGCAGAAGUUGCCGAAGUUGCCCAAUAG